GGAAACGGCGGCCAGCAGCCGCCGCGUUCCGUUGCCGGCGCUCUUCCGCUAUCGCGGCCUCUAGUGCUGAGUUCCGCGGCCCCAGCACGGUAUGGAGGUGAAGCAGGAAUCCACGCCGGCUCCGGGCGGAGGGUUCUCGGUGUCGGUGGAGGAGACCGAAAAGUGGAUGGAGGAGGCGAUGCAAAUGGCGAAAGAAGCCCUAGAAAAUAUUGAAGUUCCUGUUGGCUGCCUUAUGGUCUACAACAAUGAAGUUGUGGGGAAGGGAAGGAAUGAAGUUAAUCAAACCAAAAAUGCUACACGACAUGCAGAAAUGGUGGCCAUCGAUCAGGCCCUUGAUUGGUGUCGUCGAAGUGGCAAGAGUCCUUCUGAAGUGUUUGGACGAACGGUGCUGUAUGUCACCGUGGAGCCGUGCAUUAUGUGUGCCGCUGCCCUCCGGCUCAUGAAAAUCCCGCUGGUUGUAUACGGCUGUCAGAAUGAACGUUUUGGGGGUUGUGGCUCGGUUCUAGAUAUUGCCUCUGCGGAUUUACCAAAUACUGGGACACCAUUUCAGUGCAUCCCUGGAUAUCGGGCUGAGGAAGCAGUGGAAAUGUUAAAGACAUUCUACAAACAAGAAAAUCCUAAUGCACCAAAAUCAAAGGUUCGGAAAAAGGAAUGCCUGAAAUCCUAAACUUCUUCUAAUGAAGGACUAAGGCCCCUGGACGAAAUUCUUGGAUUGAAAGCUGGUGACAUCACUGAAUCAUAUGUUAUACACUUUCUUUAACCCGUGGGAAAAUGGUCUCUCAUCAUUUGCUCUGGUAAAAGAACAAAUUAGCACUUUUAAAAAGUCUGACAAUUGUAAUCAACUAUUCGCUUUUCCACAAGCUGAAAGAACAUGGUAAGAAGGGAAAAGUUUAAAGGUUGAGGUUUUAGAAAGUAGUAAGCAGUGCCUGCACUUCCUGCCAGAACCAUUAUGCCCAGUCCAGGAAAGUGCCGACUGUCAGAGAACGUGCAGCCAGACGUUCGUGCGAAUGUGUGUGUGUGGGGUGGGGGAGAGAGGGCAUGAUGCACGGCGCACACCUGCUCCAGGCCUGGAAUUUCAGAAUCGGGGUCGUCAUUCUUUGCAGCUGCUAUGUUCUCCCAGGAUGUUAGGGGUCCAUGACUGCCUUGGAGAUUGUAUAUGAGUUGUAUACAUGUAGACCAUGUUUAUAUGGUCUUUGGAAAAGACGUUUUGCUUUUAUAAAGCAUUUGGAGAAAACAUUUUUAAAACAAGUGCUUAAGUAUCACUUUUAAAUUACAGCAUAUUGCUAUAAUAAGACCUUACUUAUGGCCCUUUAAGAUGACAAGUCUUAAAAAUAAAAAGUAAAAGCAUAACUGGGACAUUGUUUCUUUGUCGUUGCACAACUGUACUGUGCCAGGCCCCGUUUGGUCAUUGAAUCAGUGAACAAAACAAAGAAUCCCGUCCUCGUGGAGCUUACGUUCUAGCAGGGGAGACAGAUAACAAACGGCAUAGAUUGUAUAGAUUGUAUAGCAUGCUAGAGGUAAAGAUACGGCGAAAAGAAAAAAGAGAACAGAGUAAGGGGAUGGGCAAACCAUUGGUGGUGGCAGUGCUGGUUGCACAAUUAAGCGGAAUGGUGAGUUUGAUCUGAAACCGAAUACAGUUCUUUCUUUUUAUAAAAAUCCAGAUUUAGAAUUUAAAAUCUAAAUUUGUAAAAUGUGAACACAACCCCAGAAAGGGUAUCCACAGCAGGAAGUCCCAGACACCCAGGCUGACUGCGUGCAGUCAGGGCUGGUGCUGAUGGAAGUGCCGCUCGCAGGCCACGCUGCAGUUCACCGGCUCUGCCCAGAAGGGGGCCUCGCCGUUCCACUGAAAGCCCAGCGCCAGGCCCUGGACGGCAGCUCCUUCUCGGUUGCAUUUCUUCAGUGGAUUCAUUUUCUUGAUGCAAAGCAUCUGUAUUUGUUAGUUCUGCCAUUUGGGCGAUGUCUCUGACUUGUUUGUUUUGAAUUACAUUACAGGCUGGAAUGUAAUUGUGGUGAAAGUACUUUUAAAUUGCUGAGAGUAGCAGCUAAUCAGUUACAUGCUUCAGAGGAUUUAUAAUUGCUUGGUUUUGUACGUGUGUUUUUAACUGCAUUUGAGAAGUUUUAUAGAGAAGAAUAUGCAUGGUUUUAAAUCUAUAAUAAAUGUUACGUGUAACUUCUCUUCAAUUUCACCUGCUUUUAAAAUCAUCCUCUCAUUAAAUUUUAGUGCUUUGACUAAUU
Molecule: messenger RNA, 2235 nt
Organism: Rhinolophus ferrumequinum (greater horseshoe bat)
Lineage: Eukaryota; Metazoa; Chordata; Mammalia; Chiroptera; Rhinolophidae
Gene: ADAT2
Product: adenosine deaminase tRNA specific 2
Exons: 6
Coding region: 92-667 (191 amino acids)
Biological process (GO): tRNA wobble adenosine to inosine editing
Cellular component (GO): nucleus; cytoplasm
Molecular function (GO): tRNA-specific adenosine-34 deaminase activity; zinc ion binding
Source: RefSeq, a predicted model, not a curated record